UUAUGUUACUGACGUUACACUGGGGUAAAAGGAAUUAUGUUCUCUAUAUGUAAUCUAUACAUGACUCCAUUAAUCCAGUUUUUACAUGACUGGGCUUACAUCACAAAUUACUCCUGUGCCCUAUUUUAAUCAAAAAUUACUUUGUGACAGAAAAUUGUAUAUGAGUCUAAUUUUCAUGUUCACAACAGUGGCAAGCUAGUGGCGAUACGUAAUUGAUAGCAACCCGACUGUUUUCCAGCAUGUUUAGGGUCAACGCUUGCGUUGUCUGUCUGAUGUUGAUGACAUGGCUGCAGGGUCCCGUUACUACGGCCUGCGGUUGUACUGAGUCAGUGCCUGUUAAUAAUUAACCUGUGUUUGUUGGUCAGAGCUCUGCUCACAGUCUUUAGUUACCUCUCUCUGCCUCCCAACACCCUUUAUGUAAAGAUAUCCUAUACAGUAACUUAAAGCUAUACUCAGCAAUAUGACAUCAUUAUGCACUGCGGGUCAGAUUUCUGCUUACAGAAACAGCAGCAAUGCAAAUUAGGAAGAUACAAAAGUGGCAGUCUUGAUCAAUCUGAAUUCUGUUGUUGUUUAUGUAUGUAUGUUAAGCGGGAAGAUGCCCCAAUAUGUGCGAUGAUGUCAUAUUGCUGAGUCUCCAUUUGAAGGGUCAGAUUUGAAAUACCUCCUGCUUUACAGUGUGUACCAGAGAGACAGAGGGGGCAUUAAACGAUUGCUGCAGGUGGGCAAAGUGUAGCUAAUUGUCUAUGUGUGACUAACUGGGUUGAAACCUUGGUCAUCUGCAUGCCACAACAUCGUUAACCAGCUGAGCUAAAGCCUGGGCAUUAGCUAAAGCCUCGACUAGCUACCGCAAGUCUUCAGGUGUCAGGGAAGCGUACUCACCACAUGAACAUGGAGCCACCUCUAUGACACAUGAACACUAAGACGAGAAGUGAGAUGGUGAUUUAGAUGUACCCAGGGCUGCAGAAUGGAGAUAACGUUUCCUCAGCUUGUAAAGACCAUCUAUAAUUCAGCCUUCGAGGCUGUGCUUUUCCUGAAGAGGCUGGAUGUGCCGGAAGUGAAUCAGUGACAGAACAGCAAAGAGUAAAGGGAAGAGAAGGAGAGGAGAGAGAGAGGGAGAGAGAGAGAGAGAUCUGUGUGCACAGAGUAGAGUUGUCAACUUAUUCUGGGAUACCUUUCAAGUGAAGUGGUCUAAAGAAAUAAAUUAUAGGAAGUGAAGCAGGAAGGACCCAUACAGAGGACAUGUUUGGACUAACAGGAUCAAACCAGACAGAAUCUCUUCUCCUGCUUGUUACUGUUGUGGUGAUUGGUGAUUGCAUUUCUAGCUCAAGAGGCUGCCAGUGAAUCACAGGGCUGCCCUCUCAGACACAACUGACUGCUCUGGGAGAAAGCCCUCAGCAUUCUCUGAGGGUUGGCAACCCUGGUUGGGAGUGACAGAAGAACAAAGCGUAAAGGAGGAAGAGAGGAGGGGGUAGGAAAAUAGAGAGAGAGAUCGACAAAUCAUGGAGGAGGUUAAGAGACGUCCGAUAAUCGCUGGCAGAGAGAAAGGGCCAGGCCCCGGUCGCUAUGCUCUCCCUACAACCAUUGGCUACAUCAAUCAUGACCUCACCAAGCCCAGUAGCCCCGCCUACUCCUUCCACAGACGUAUGAGCAGCAACAUGUUCUCUGUGGAUUCCAGUCCAGGACCCCAGUACCACAUCGAUGCCAAGAUGACCCGGUUCGGCCGCGUCGGUACCCCUUCUUACUCCAUGCUAGGCAGGGCAAGACGCGCCGCUGAACUCUUCCAGACUCCAGGUCCAGGUGCCUACAGCCCAGAGAAAGCUCCGCCCCUAAACGCUCAUCUCAGACCUCCCUCCUACACUAUUGGCUCUCGGACACGCUACCGUAUAGUGGAUUCUGUGCCCGCCCCUAACAGGUACACCCUCCCUAACCUGCUGGGUUCUCAGGUGCCCCACAAGCCGUCCAGUGCCAGCUACAGCUUGGUGGGGCGCAGACAGGUUGGUGCUCCAUCAGAAGACCUGUCCAUGACCCCUGGACCAGGACGCUACAACAGAACUGAUCCCAGUGUCUACCUCACACGACAGCCCUCCUUCUCUAUGCAGAGCCGGACCACCCGGCCGAGUGAUCAGUCUCAGAAGCCUGGGCCAGGGACCCACAGCCCGGAGAAGGUCCUGCUCCAUCUCCCCAGACCUCCUGCCUUCUCCCUGGGCAUCAGACACUCGGAGUUCGUCACUCCUCUGGUGGUGGUUGUUUCCGACUGAUGUUUAU
Messenger RNA from Coregonus clupeaformis (lake whitefish), 2265 nucleotides. It is a transcript of the gene odf3l2a, whose product is annotated as outer dense fiber of sperm tails 3-like 2a. The coding region runs from base 1500 to 2258 and encodes 252 amino acids. NCBI's taxonomy places the organism in Eukaryota, Metazoa, Chordata, Actinopteri, Salmoniformes, Salmonidae. The record is from RefSeq and is a predicted model, not a curated record. The transcript is spliced from 6 exons. Gene Ontology annotation, cellular component: cytoskeleton.